UGUGACAGUUGCAAGAUACCUGUAAAACUUUGAGUGCUUGCAUUUAGCAUUUUUGAGAACAUGGAAACAUUUCAAGAGAAACUUAAAAGAGAAUCAAGUAAAAUAAUACAAUGGCAAGUGAAAAAGGAUUUGCAGUUCAAGCAAAUGAAACAAAAAUUACAAGAACUUGAAGAAUUAGUAGAAAGACAAAGGAAAAGUCUAUUACAACAGCAAAUGAAUUGUGAAGAAGUGUCUCAGGAAUAUGCUAAUGAAGUGAAGCAUCAAGAGGAACUCAAAGAAAAAGUCCAGCACACCCUCAAAAUUUCUGGAAUACUGCAAGAAUAUUUUCAAAGUAUGAAUACCACUUUUGUGUCAUUUGAAAAAACUAGAGACAAUCUAGUUUCUCGAAAUGAUUCCAUUAAGGAGAAUUAUGAACAACUGAUAGAAAAAUUUAAUGUUUUACAUAGCAGACAUCUCAAUGAGGCAAACCACUACAGGAAACUCUUGAACAGUGAGAGAGAACAGCACACCAAAAAUGAAAAUCAGUGGCAGAUAGUGUGUAAUGCUUUUGAACAAAAACUCAAGGAAGCAGGUGAAAAAAUUCUUCAUAUGUGCUGUGAAAAAAAUGAAAAGGAGCAAACAUUAAAGGACACUAAGGUGGAAGUGCAACUACUUUCUGAACUGAAAGAACGUGCUUCAAAUGAAUUAGCUGGGGAACUGGUAAAGUUAAAAGAGUUGUUAAGCAAUUUUACAGUGGAAAAACAAUCUCUUUUAAAUGAAAUUGAUAAUCUGAGGAAGAUGUGUGAUGAUUACACUAACUUAAGGAAGGAAUUUGAAGCUUCAACACUGCAGUGUAAGAAACUAGAAACUGAUUUGUGUAACAUACUGGGCCAAAUACCAAUAGCUGAAGCACAAUAUAAUGAGACAAAAUGUUCACUAGAAGAGGCUGUUAUGAAAAGUAAGGAAGUGGUGAGUAAAGUCUCUGAAAUUUCUGCAGAAGUGGAACAAGCACAAUCUCAGGUUGAAGAAGAGCGCAAGACAAAAGAAAAGCUAGAAGAUGAUCUUGUAAAGAAAAGGAAUGUAUUGAACCAGAAAAUGACUGAUAUUGAGCUAUUGCAGAACAACAGUGCAACAGAAAUGUCAAAGCUAAGUGAGCUGCUGAAAUCAAAGGAAAAAAAUGUGAGCAGCAUUGAACUCCAGCUCAGUGAACACAUGGAACUUCAAAACCACAUUCAAAUGCAAAUCCAGGAGCUUAUGUCAAAAGUUAACGAAUGUGCAACAAAGGCUGCAGAACUGCAAGCUGCUAUAUCUGCUGGACUUGAGAAAUUGAACUCGAUGAAGGAAAUGAGUAACCAGCUUGAAAAAGUCACAGAAGCUCUCAGCCUCUCCACUCAGUCUGUAAACACAAAAACUGGCGAGAAAAGUGCUCUGAAGAGUGAGCUAGAAACAAGAAUAAAGGAUAUUGAACAAGCUAUUAAAAAUAAGGAGAUGGAUUGCAGUAGAAAUAUUAAGGACAUACUGUCAUCUAUGGAGGAGUACAAACAAUCAUAUAUCAGCAAGCUGUCAGAGUUUGAGGCAGAAAAGAAGAAGCUUUUGGAAAAGACAACUUGUUUAGAGAAAGACAACAGGGAACUUAUGAUGGAAAAAAAGAUAUGGGAAGAAAAAGUAAUAUAUCAUGAAAAUCUUGUAACAAAAAUUGAAUCCAGAAAACAAAUCUUAGAAAGUCAAGUUUUGCAACUGAAAGCUGAAAUUGAAAGUGAGAAGAGUAAAACAGCAAUAACUAACCUAAGCCCAGUUUCACAUGAGAAUAUUUCUGAGUCUAAGGACAUAGAUUCUGAUUCUCCAAAAAGUGUCAUAAGGCAAGAAAGAAGCAGCACACAGAAAAAAACUACAUUUGACAACUGGAGUGAUACUAGUGAAGAUUCCUGUUUGGACAUUGCUCUCUAUCAGGUAGAUAACGCAAAAAGAGAUGAAAAGCUGAAGACUUCGGAUAUCACAAAAACUGCACAGAGAUCUCAGCCAGCAUCUAGUAAGAAAACUCCAACAUGGGAAAGAACAAAAAUACCUGAAAAGUUUGGUGGACCAGAUGCAAUGGCGAGCCUUAAAAGUUCGUACACAGCCUUUAGUCAACCACUCCAAAGUGCUGGUACCAAGUUCUUCAGGCGAGGUCAAAGAACUGGAACAAAAUUUUAUGAAACCAAUAAGCAGGAUGUGUUCACAGCUUUGCAGGAUGAUUGAUUUUGUAUAUUCAUAGAUUCAAUCUAAGUUUUUAAUAAGUGUUAAAGUGGAUAUUCAGCUCAGUAUUAUUGUACUUAUGUUAUAACAUUAUUAAGUUAGUAACAAAUGACUUAGAUUUGUUUCUUGUAUUAAAAUACUAGUCUCUGUUAUUAUUA
Schistocerca nitens (vagrant locust) is the source of this 2372-nucleotide messenger RNA. Its product is annotated as myosin-11-like. Gene Ontology annotation, cellular component: synaptonemal complex. Bases 61 to 2217 code for a protein of 718 amino acids. NCBI's taxonomy places the organism in Eukaryota, Metazoa, Arthropoda, Insecta, Orthoptera, Acrididae. The transcript is spliced from 12 exons. The record is from RefSeq and is a predicted model, not a curated record. Gene Ontology annotation, biological process: synaptonemal complex assembly.